CAUCCUGGCUCAGAAGACAUUCAAUUUACUUGAGAAAGCAAGCAAAGAGUUUUCACGGAUUAAAGAUAUCAAUCAGAUUAAAGGAACGAAUUGGUUCGAAAGAAGGAUUAAAAGUACCAAUUGGAUUCAAAGGAUUAAAACUACCAAUUGGAUUGAUUGUAUGGAUUUGAUAUCAGAUUAAUCGAUUAAACAACGAAAUCCUGUAGAGGCCUUUGUUACGCUUGUCUUUUGUUGUCGACCUCACUACAGCCACAGUGAAAACUCUUUGUGCAGCGAGAAUUCUUCGACGUGAAUUUCCUCUUUCGACACGGUCAAACAUCCUCGCAGUUCAAUGGACUUUGUGAAUUCUUCCAGCUACGGAAGAAUUUCGAAUGCAAAUGUGGAACUUCGAUAUUCAAUGUUCGACACGAUGAAUGAAAUCUUCGUGAUAUGUUGAUCUCAACCUUCUUUCAUCAUAAAUCUUCUAUUUGGGAAUAAUCAUGGCAGAAGGAGUUGAGAAUGGACGGGAUAGAAUGCCCACUGAGAAGGGUUUGCAGUAUAAAGCAGACGUCACAGUCAAGACAUGGAGAGAUGCCAUUCGACUUUGGAGGAGAAGGGCAAAUAAGCAUCGCCAGCUUAUAGUUGAAGACGAUGUCAACACUGUGAUGAUUAAAGAAUCCCGUAAUCAAGUACAGGAAGCCAUGGACAAGGCGAUUUCUUCUCAAGAAGUACUUGCAGAUAUAGCUCCUUCAGCGGAUCUUGAUGAUGGUGAAGAUCUACUGGAAACUAUUGAAGAUGAACAUUCUUCUUUAAUGAGAGAAACAAUGAAAGUAAUUCUCCGAUUGCAAGGUGGGACGCUUUCAUCUAAGUCAGGUUCCCGAUCAUCCAGAGGGAGAGUUCAAGACUGGGUUGAUCGUCAAGUGUCAGUUUCCCCUCGAGUUCAGAGUAUAGUUGAUAGAGGUAACAGUGCCCCUCCAGUGGAACCCACGAUUGAGAUGAACAACCCUGCUCCACCUUCGGAAAGCCCUGCAACCAAGAUUGGUCAUCGACAAGAACCAAGGUCCAACAAUGAUGAUGUUCUCGCCAACAGUUUAAAAGAGUUGCUAUCCUUGAAUAGACUUCCUCUUCCAGAGCCUGGAAUUUUUUCAGGUAACCCUCUUGACUACACGGCAUGGAGGCGAAGCUACGACGCAUUAAUUGAACAUCGUGGAAUUCCUAUGGCAGAGAGAUUCUACUUUCUCUUGAAAUACCUGACGGGUGAGCCGAAAUCCUUGGUAGAAGGCUACUCUAUGAUCGGCGAUGGAAGAGGUUACCUUAAUGUGAAGGAAGCAUUGGAACAGAGAUAUGGGGAUCCAUUUGUAGUUUCAAAUGCCUACAGAGACAAGCUGGAUGCUUGGCCCAGGGUUGGAUCAAGAGACUCCUUUGGACUUAGGAGAUUCGGAGACUUCCUGAAACAAUGUGACGCAGCAUCCAAGUAUGUUCCGCACCUGAAUCAUCUUGAUGACGAACGGGAAAAUCAAAACCUACUGAGGAAACUCCCUGAAUGGCUAGUCAUUAAAUGGGGAAGGAAGGUUGUUCAGUGGAGACAGGAUUGGAAAACCUUUCCACCAUUUGCUAUCUUUACAGAGUUCAUUGACGAAGAGGCAACCGUUGCUUGCGAUCCCGUCACCUCUCUUCAGUCUCUGCAGACCUCAAAGGAAAGGAAGAAGUCAACUCCUUCUCGAUCUUUGCAGACUGGAACACACAAUCACAAAGAUGGCUCUGCUGAGAAGAAAUAUCUGUCAUGUGUCUUUUGCAAGGGUCAACACCAUAUUAGUGAAUGUUCCUCAUUCAAUUCAGAAACAAUGCAGAAGAAAAGACAGACUAUUAAGGACAAUGGUCUCUGCUUUCGUUGCUUGAGAAAGGGACACAUGUCAAAGAGAUGCAAGAAAAGAAAUACAUGCUCCGUAUGUAAAGGAAAACAUCCAACUGCUCUACAUGAUGAUGAGUGGAAAGAGAAGCGACGGGAUGCUACUAACAGAGAGAGGAGCAGUAAGGAAACUCUGGAAUCAAAUUCUCAUGCUUCCCAGUCAGAUUCCAGUCAGUCUAUGAAGUCAUCGAUGAUUGUUCCGGUAUGGCUAUCACACGAGUCCAGUCGUAAGGAGAGACUAGUGUAUGCGCUGUUGGACACGCAAUCCGAUACGUCCUUCAUUCUCACACAAACCAAAGAAGCAAUGGGAAUAAAAGGCGUACAAAUACACUUAUUGCUUUCUACAAUGACGAGGACAAAUGAGAGAAUAGCUUGUGAGAAGGUGACUGGAUUGAAAGUGAAGGCUUACUACAACUCCGAGAAGGUAAUUAGCCUCCCUCCAAGCUAUACGAGAGACAUUAUCCCAGCAGAUCGACAUCAUAUUCCUACUCCUGACACAGCAAGAUCCUUCAAACACUUGUCUAGGAUUGCCAAUAUGAUUGCUCCUCUUCAGGAUGUUGAAAUUGGACUCUUGAUCGGCUACGACUGUGCCAAGGCUCUAGCUCCUCGUGCUGUCAUCCACUCUCCUGACGAAAGAGGACCCUAUGCAGUCCAGACAGACCUAGGAUGGAGCAUUGUUGGGACGGUGAACGCAGGUUAUGUUGAAAGUCACAAUGAUCCCAUUGGUGUGAGCCAUCGUACAACUGUACGGAUGGUGCCUGAGGAGGUACAGUUGAAAGGUCAUCGCUCAGAAGUGAUCUUCACGCAUCCAGCUACUACGAAGGAAGAGAUCACCCCUCUUCAUGUUGUCCAACUUCUCGAAGCUGACUUCACUCCUGAUAAGAAGCAGAAACCCUAUUCCCAGAAUGAUUUGAAGUUUGUUAAGCUAAUGGAGAAGGAGAUUCACGUUUCAGAGAGUGGACACUACGAGAUGCCCCUUCCCUUCAAGGAGGAAGAGGUACCUGUACUGCCUAACAACAAGUUUGUUGCUGCCAAACGUUUGAACCACCUGAAGAAAAAGUUUGAAAAUGAUGCCACCUACUAUGACCAAUACCUACAAAAGAUGAACAAUCUUCUUGAAAAGAAGUAUGCAGAGAAGGUGUCCGAACCAGGUGAACCAGGCAAGAUAUGGUAUAUUCCACAUCAUGGAGUACAGCAACCAAAGAAACUGAGGGUGGUGUUCGAUUGCAGUUCACAGUUCAAAGGAGAGUGUUUGAACUCUCAUCUUCUCACUAGCCCUGAUUUGACUAAUGCACUUGCUGGAGUACUGUGCAGAUUCAGAAAAGAGAAGGUAGCCUUCAUGUGUGACAUCAAAGAAAUGUUUCAUCAGUUUCAUGUCAACAAAGAGUACCGUGACUACCUGCGCUUCCUCUGGUGGCCAGACGGAGACUAUCGUCGAGAGCCUAAUGACUUCAGAAUGAAUGUGCACCUCUUUGGAGCUGCCUCUUCGCCCGGGUGCGCAAAUUUUGGAUUGAAGCAUAUAGCAACCGACAUGGCAGAUGAAAUAAGUCAAGAUGCAGCCAAGUUCAUCCAACGAGACUUUUACGUCGAUGAUGGGCUCAAGGCAGUAGAAACAGAAGAAGAGGCCAUCGAUCUGAUCUCAAAGACCAAGGAGAUAUGUGGACAUGGUGGUCUUCAUGUUCACAAAGUUGUCUCCAACUCAAGGAAAGUGCUAGAUUCAGUUCCAAAGGAAGAUAGAGCUAAAGAAGUGAAAGAAUUGAAUCUUCUACUCGAUCACCUGCCUGUCGAAAAAGCUUUAGGCGUGCAAUGGUGUGUCGAAUCUGAUACUUUCCGCUUUAGGGUGACCUUCCAAGACAAGCCUUUGACUACGAGAGGUGUGCUGUCAACCGUGAUGUCCGUGUACGACCCUCUUGGAUUGUUAGCCCCAUUGCUGCUUCCUGGUAAGAUAAUACUUCAGGAUCUAUGUAGAACUUCUGCCGCUUGGGACGACCCCCUUCCAGACCUACUUCAAGACAGGUGGAAUAAGUGGAAAACAGACAUUCUCCAACUCGAAAGGGUCUCCAUUGACAGGUGUUACAAGCCGGAAGACUUUGGGGAAGUCAAGAAUGUCGAGCUACACCACUUCUGUGAUGCGAGCAACCUUGGUUACGGUCAUUGUACUUACCUGAGAAUGAUUAAUGGAAGGGGAGAAGUACAUUGUACGCUUGUGUUGGGCAAAUCCAGAGUGUCACCAAUCAAGACAGUCACAGUACCAAGGCUGGAACUGACAGCAGCUGUUCUGUCAGUGAAGAUGAGCGCCUUUCUUCAAGCUGAGCUAGACCUCAAAAUUGAUAGGGAGGUCUUUUGGACUGAUAGCCGAGUGGUGCUAGGCUAUAUUAAGAACGAGACAAGGCGUUAUCAUGUCUUUGUUGCAAAUAGAGUCCGCCAAAUUAGAGAUGAAUCAUCACCCAAUCAAUGGAGGCACGUCAGCACUCAAGAUAAUCCAGCUGAUGCCCCAUCAAGAGGACUCACGGUCGAUCAGCUUGAAGCAUCAAAGUGGUUCAUGGGUCCAGACUUCAUUUGGGAAAGCGAAAUUCCGGAAGAAACUGAGGAAGAAGCUACAGUCAUUCCUAAAGAUCCUGAAGUGAAAAGCAACACCCAUGCCUCAGUAAAAGGGGUAGAUGAGCUCGAGUUAAAGCGAUUUGAUCAUCUCUCUAGUUGGUAUCGAGCGAAGAGAGCUGUGGCGAACUGCCUCCGUCUCAAAUCAUACCUACAGAAAUGCUGCCAAGCAAGAGGAGAUGGGAAUGACAUCAAGAAAGUUGUGAUGGAACCUCUGACUACCGAACAACUUCUUCAUGCAGAGAAGGAAAUCAUAAGACUGAUUCAGAGGAGGACAUUUGAUGAAGCGAAAUCAUCAGAGAUCAGCAAGCCUCACAACGAAAGAGAAAGAAGGCGUCGUUGCAAGGAGACCAGUCGCUUGUGUCGUCUUGACCCAUUUAUAGAUGAUGAUGGCAUCCUUAGAGUUGGAGGACGUUUGAGGAGAUCUGACCUCUCAUUUGAAAGCAAACAUCCUGCCAUCCUUCCUCAAAUUCACCUGACCGAGUUAAUUGUAUCUCAGUGUCAUACUGAGGUGGCUCAUGGAGGAAGAGGCAUGACGACUAACCAUCUCAGAGCAAAGGGAUAUUGGAUCUUGGGUAGCAGCAACUUCAUCUCGAAAUUCAUCUCCCAAUGUGUAGUCUGUCGCAGACUUCGACAACCUCCACAAAUUCAGAAGAUGGCAGACUUACCUGAGGACCGUCUUUCCCCAGCUCCACCAUUUACUUAUGCUGGAGUUGAUUGCUUUGGGCCUUGGCUAAUAAAGGAAGGACGGAAAGAACUGAAACGCUAUGGUCUGAUAUUCACAUGUAUGGCAUCGAGAGGUAUUCACAUCGAAGUUCUACACUCCCUCUCCACCGACUCCUUCAUCAAUGGUCUCAGACGCUUCAUUUCUGUCAGAGGCCCUGUAAGACAAUUGAGAUGUGACAGGGGAACGAACUUUGUGGGUGCUGAGGCGGAGUUCAAACGAUGUGCUGAAUCCAGUGAGAAACAGGUAAAAGACUUUCUCCUGAAAGAGGGAUGCGACUUCAUCGCUUUCAAGUUCAAUGUACCUGCUUCUAGCCACAUGGGCGGAGUGUGGGAGCGGCAGAUCCGCUCCAUACGUCAGGUCUUAGAUGUUCUGCUACACCAGGCAGGCCAACAACUAGAUGACGAGUCGUUGAGAACUUUGAUGUGUGAGGCGGCUGCCAUUGUAAACAGUCGUCCGCUAACCACCGACCUCCUGAAUGAACCAACACAUUCCACUCCAUUGACUCCUAAUCAUCUGUUGACUCAAAAGUCGAGGGUCAUUCUUCCACCCCCUGGUAGUUUCUCUCGAGAAGAUGUCUACGCGAGGAAACGAUGGCGGAGAGUACAACAUUUGGCAAAUGAGUUUUGGUGUCGAUGGAAGAAGGAGUUUCUUUGUCAGCUUCAGUCGCGACAGAAGUGGACCAAGCCACAUCGCAACAUGAGAAUAGGAGAUGUGGUAAUUAUUAAAGACGAUAACACUCCUCGCAAUGUUUGGCCUCUUGGAAGAAUCGUUGAACUGUAUCAAUCAAAGGAUGACUACAUUCGUAAGGUUAGGGUCAUGGUAGGAGACAGAAAAUUAGACAAUGUGGGAAAACGAAGUAACCCAGUGACUUACCUUGAUCGUCCCAUCCACAAGCUAGUUCUUCUUCUUCCGAGUGAAGACCAGGAAUAA
Messenger RNA from Lytechinus variegatus (green sea urchin), 6143 nucleotides. RefSeq lists its product as uncharacterized. NCBI's taxonomy places the organism in Eukaryota, Metazoa, Echinodermata, Echinoidea, Temnopleuroida, Toxopneustidae. The transcript is spliced from 2 exons. Gene Ontology annotation, molecular function: nucleic acid binding; zinc ion binding. Bases 480 to 6143 code for a protein of 1887 amino acids. The record is from RefSeq and is a predicted model, not a curated record. Gene Ontology annotation, biological process: DNA integration.